AUGGCUCCUAAAAGAAAAGGUUUGUGUGGAUAUGCAAAACGUUUGAUAUCAAAGAGAAGAAUAGUGUUGGAGAAUUCUAUGAAGGGAAGUAUGGAUAAGUUCAUCACUAGAAAAGAAAAACGAUUGGGUGAAAAUAAUGAGAAUUUAGUCAAUGAAGAGGCAGAAAAGCAUAAAGAACCAGAAAUUUUGGGUGAAAUAAAUGAAAAUUUAGUCAAUGAGGAGGAAGAAGAGCUUAGAGAUGUAGAAAGUUUGGGUGAAAAGAAUGAAAAUUUAGUCAAUGAAGAGGCAAAAGAUGCAGAACAGAAUGACAAUGUGAUUCCCAUAAGUAUUUUUGAUCCAAGAAAUUGGGAUAGCUUGGAUAAAGAAUUGAUAGACCUGUUGGCAGAAAAGGGUCCUCAGAGAGAUCUUUCAAUCGAACAUAGUCAUGCAGACAAGUUCAAAAGACGUUUCAGCUCUAAGUUUUACACUCGAUAUUUAGGAAAUGGAGAGAAACAUGACAGAGAACUUAAGGACCACGAAAUGAGCGUUGAUCAUCUCCUCAAUGCAAAUACUUGGAGUGAUUUGCGUCUCAGAUUGGAGAGGCAUGAAACUAUUGAUAAAGCUUAUCAAUACCAAAUUAGGAAAGAGAAGGAACACUGGAGGAAUGUGCUGAAGAGAAUAAUUGCAAUUGUGAAAUUUCUUGCCAAAUACAACUUAGCUUUUCGUGGAACUAAUGAGAGGCUUUAUGAACCGGAUAAUGGUCACUUUUUGGGUGCAGUUGAGAUGAUGGCAGAAUGUGAAGAAGUGAUGGAGGAGCAUUGUCGACGCAUAAUCAGUUCUGAAAUUCAUAUCCAUUAUCUUGGUCACAACAUCCAGAAUGAGUUGUUGCAUAUGAUGGUUGUUGAGAUCAAAGGUGAAAUCAUAACAAAAAAAUGUGCUGAAUACUUCUCUGUGAUUCUCGAUUGCACAUCGGAUAUUAGUCACCAAGAACAAAUGUCUUUGAUUCUUAGAUGUGUGAAUGUUUCUAAGAGUCCAAUACAAAUUGAAGAGUUCUUCUUGGAGUUUCUACAUGUGCAUGACACUUCUGGUCAGAGAUUAUUUGAGGAGCUGGAGGUUGUGUUACAUUCUUUGAAUCUUGAUAUCAAUAAUGUUAGAGGAAAAGGAUACGACAAUGGGUCAAAUAUGAAAGGGAAACACCAAGGGGUACAGAAAAAGCUACUAGAUAUCAAUCCUAGACCAUUUUACACUCCAUGUGGUUGCCAUUGUCUAAACUUAACUCUAUGUGAUGUAACUAAUUCUUGUGGGAAAGCAGUAGAUUUUUUUGGAGUCUUGCAACGUAUUUAUACCUUAUUUGCAGGCUCUAUAAAACGGUGGCAAAUUUUGAAAGACAAUGUAAAAGGUCUGACUCUCAAACCAUUAUCCACUACACGUUGGGAAAGUCGUAUUGAGAGUGUUAAGCCUCUGCGAUUCAAUGCUCUUCAUAUAAGAGAAGCACUACUUCAGCUGGCAGAUAUUGACAAGGAUCCAAAAAUUAAAAGUGGUGCAAAGUUGAUUGCAACUAAUGAGCUAGGUGACUUUGAAUUUUUGAUGAGCUUGGUGAUAUGGUAUGAAAUAUUAGAUUCUUUUAAUACUGUCAGCAAAGUGCUCCAAUCUGAUGAUAUGCAAAUUGAUGUUGCCAUAAAUUAUGUGAAAGGUCUUAUUGCUUGGCUUGAUCGGUUUAGAGAAUCUGGAUUCACAAAUGCACGUAAGGAUGCUAAAGAUAUUGCUGAUACAUUAAAGGUUGCUUCUGUUUUUCCAGAAAGACGUCAAAUUCAGAGGAAAAGAUUCUUUGAUGAAAGUAGCAGUGAGCCAUCACCAUCAUCUUCAGGUGAGGCAUCCUUCAGAGUGCAUUAUUUCAUGUUUAUUAUAGAUCAAGCUAAGGGCUCAUUAAUCAGAAGGUUUGAACAAUAUCAACAAUAUGAAGAUAUUUUUGGGUUUAUAUUCACUUCCGAAUCUUUAUGCUCCAUGCAUGAUGAUGAUCUAGAAAUGCUUGUAUUCAUCUUGAGAUUACUUUGCGACAUGGAGAGAGUUCAGAUGUUGAGUGGGGAAGCCUUAUUUAGAGAACUAAAAUUGUUAAGGGAGGUAUUAUCUAUGGGGAAGAUGGUUGCUGCAGAUAUAUUGAGUUUUUUACAAGAAAUUAAUACUUUUCCAGUUGCUAAAAUUACUUAUAGGAUCUUGUUGACGGUGUCGGUUACCGUUGCUUCUGCUGAGAGGAUUUUUUCCAAGUUGAAGUUAUUGAAAUCUUACUUACGAUCAACUAUGUCGCAAGAAAGAUUAAAUGGACUUGCUUUAAUUUCAAUUGAGAAUGAAAUGCUUGGAAAGAUUAGCUGUAACAAACUGAUUGAUGACUUUGCAGCUAAGAAGGCAAGGAGAAAAAUAUUCAAAUGA
Messenger RNA from Argentina anserina (silverweed cinquefoil), 2406 nucleotides. RefSeq lists its product as uncharacterized. Gene Ontology annotation, molecular function: protein dimerization activity. The transcript has 2 exons. The record is from RefSeq and is a predicted model, not a curated record. NCBI's taxonomy places the organism in Eukaryota, Viridiplantae, Streptophyta, Magnoliopsida, Rosales, Rosaceae. The coding region runs from base 1 to 2406 and encodes 801 amino acids.